AUGGAGUUGGUCCACUCACUUGAGUCUUUCCAAUCGGGCUCUGCCUCUGCGGAUGCUGCAAUGCGCCGUUCAAUUGCCAAAUUCCCUCCAGAAGUUUCUGAUCCUGAAAAGGCUAGCCAAAUUCUAUCUGAAGAUUCGAACAAACUUCCAGAGUUGCUUGAGCGUAUCACAAGCUGUAGUGACCAAUUGGAGGCUUACAAUCGUCGUCUAGAGGAUGAAGUCAGCAACAUCAACCAAUUAUUAUUGGGUCUUCGCGCUUACUCCCUCUGCCGGCAUGCCUCUCAUGCUGAGCGCGAGCGUACAAAGGAUAAAAUUGUCAAUAUUCACAGCAAAUUGUCUAAACUUACUGAUCUGCGCAAAGAAUUGACAAGUCAUGUAUCCAACCUUCCAGAUCUGGCCCUUCUGCCUAGUAUGACUCAGAAUCUUGAUCCUCUGCCCCCUGUUGGCGACCUUUUCGGUUGA
This is a messenger RNA of Protopolystoma xenopodis, 462 nucleotides long. The record is from the annotation of a GenBank genome assembly. NCBI's taxonomy places the organism in Eukaryota, Metazoa, Platyhelminthes, Monogenea, Polystomatidea, Polystomatidae.